Triplophysa dalaica is the source of this 2419-nucleotide messenger RNA. RefSeq names its product SLAM family member 6-like. The record is from RefSeq and is a predicted model, not a curated record. Lineage: Eukaryota; Metazoa; Chordata; Actinopteri; Cypriniformes; Nemacheilidae. The coding region runs from base 77 to 865 and encodes 262 amino acids. The transcript is spliced from 4 exons.
CGUGUUCUUGUGUAACCUUCUUCAUAAUUUCUGAACUAUCGCUAUUUUUUAUCUAUUCUGUGAGCUGUUGAAGAAAAUGUGUGAUGUGAUGUUGUUCUGUCUGUGUUUGUGGAGUCUGUCUGGUGUGUUUUGUGAGUUUGUGUCAGUGACUGAAGGAGAAUCUGUCACUUUAUCUAUGAAUCUCACUGAACAUCAGAGGAAACAGGGAAUCUCCUGGACGUUUGGAGCUCGAGGAUUUCUCAUAGCAGAAAUCACCAGAGGAAACGGUAAAGUCAAGACAUAUGCAGAUCAAGCCGGUGGAAGAUUCAGAGACAGACUGAAGCUGGAUCAAACUGGAUCUCUCACCAUCACAAACAUCACAGCCAACGACUUUGGACUUUAUGAAGUGACCAACACCAGCACCAACGCCAAACUCAAUACAUUCAACGUUACUGUCUACGCUCAUCUGCCGGUUCCUUUCAUCAAUUCUUUAUCUCUAGAAGGACUAUCAAGCUCAAAAUGUGUGUUGUUGUGUUCAGUGAUGAAUGUGUCACAUGUGAGUCUCUCCUGGUACAAAGGAAAGAGUUUAUUGUCCAGCACAAGUGUGUCUGAACACAUCAGCAGCAUCUCUCUACAUCUGGAGUGUCUGGAUGAUUCUUACACAUGUGUGGUAAACAAUUCCAUCACAAACCAGACUCAACAUCUCGCUGCUGAUGUCUGUCACAAGUGUUCAGGCCUGUGCAGUUGUGGAUUCACUGUAGCUGUGAUCCGAUUGGUCCUCUCUGCUCUGGUGGGCGUGGCUACUGUUGCUGUAAUGGUUUUCGACGUCAGAUCCAGAAGAAAUGGACAGAAGAUGGGAUCAGACAUUCAGUUAGCUGACCAAUGAAUCUAUUAGUUGUAUCAUCAAUGUGUUUUCUCUCGCAAUAAUAUUUUUUUAAAACAGCUGAACUUUUUGUUAUAGUUGUGAUUUCUGUGCCCUAGCCUAGCAGUAGUAAUAGUGCUUGUCAAUGUUAAAAGGUUGACCAAUCAAAGAGAGUUUAGAGAAUUAUAGCCAAUCAAAUAACAGAGGCCAAGCAAAACAGAACUUAAGCCAAUCAGACUGAAGAAGAUAGACGUUUAAGCCAAUUAAAUAGAAGACAGAACUUCGGCAGUCGGACGCUAACAGAAACAAAACGCAAAUAGUUUUAAUGAUGACUGUGUAGCAGUGAUAUGUGGGAAGGCAAACAUAAAAAAGCCAAAUGUUUUAACAAUUAAGAUGACAAAAUGUUUAAAAUGAUUUUAGAGAUGCAAACUACAUAACUUUUGUGCACUCUGCUGUUUUAAAUGAAUGUUAUACGUGUAACGCGCAUUCGACUUAACAUGCCAAACAACAUAACCGAUAACGUUAUCAGUCAAGGCUUAUGAUAAGACUGUGUAAGAUAUAUGGUGGAUUUAAUUAAAAUUGAAGAAUUCAGUAGAAAACUAUUUUUGUCAAAUCUUUAUGAAUGUAGUUUUAUUCAAACGUAUUGAAGCUCCUAAGUUAUCAAGCCCAAAUACUGAAUGUUUUCUCUCUCUUCUCGGUUCAUAAUCCUAAAUGCUCACUUUUGUCUAGACUUGUAUGUCGAUUUCAGUCUUCUUUGGUGUAAAACAGUAGUCGAGUCACACCUUUUUUUUGCAGCAUUUUAAUUUGUUCUCUUGUCUAGGAAAUUAUUCAUAGUAUUUAAAACAGGGUAAAACUUGAAUCUUUGUUACAUGUCACGGUCAGUAAAGUGUAAUUUACAAACAGUUCAAAAACAUUACCCUACAUUACAAUGACAUGUUCAGGCAGACUUUUAUAUAAUUCUGAUGUCUGUUUGUUUCUUAGGCCUUUACUGUUUUAUGGCUUUGCCAUAAAUCCUUAGAAGAUGCUUGGAAACAUUUGUUUCUAUAGUAUGGUUGUAGUGGAGUAGGCAGGGCGAGACCGUGGUUCGAGACCGGUGAGUAAUUGUUGAUGAGCGCCAGCUGUGCGCGUACCGGUCUCGAAUCACGUAGGAGAUUGGGGGCAUAUAAGAGAACGAGCAACCGGACGGUCGAAGAUAGAGGACCGGGCCUGAACAUGUUUUACGUUUGUAUUUGUAUUUAUGUUUCAUGCGCCGGCCGUCGACCGUGAGGGGCGGCCGGCUGUCUUUUUACUUGUGUUAUUAUUUGAUUAAAUGUUAUAAUGUCUGCCGGUUACCGCCGCCUUCCUUCCUUUUGUUGAACCAUGCUACAGUGGUGUUAAAGCAAGGUUUGAGCAUUAAUAAGCUGGUUCAUGUAUCAUGUGUUUAACCUUCUUCCUUCCGGCAUUCGUUAUAGUAUCCCGAUUACUAAAACAAAUCGAUUUAGACAUUCAUUGAUCACCUCAGCUGUAAAGUUUUUAAAUUUAAGGUAAGAACUUUUUAGGAAGGAAAUGGAUUUGCUUUUUGUAUUGUGUUUUUGUUGU